UGACCGCUAAUGGCAGACUCGACGACGACUGACCAAGUUGAGCACGAACUCAUCUCGACUUCUCUCGAUGUCGAACAGUUGGACACGAACCUCUUCCGCUCAAAGUCUCUAUGGCUUCCAAUGCGUGCAAGAGGUGUUUUCGGCGGCCAGGUUAUCUCACAAGCUAUAGUGUCUGCUACUAACUGUGUCGAUCCCGCAUAUGGCUUACAUUCCCUUCAUUGCUACUUCCUUCUGAGUGCAUCUCCGUCUCUACCCGUUCUCUACUACGUCGAUCGACUUCGUAAUGGUCGUUCAUAUGCGACGCGUUUUGUCCGAGCGGUACAAAAAGGACGAGCUGUUUUCAUAAUGAUGUGUUCCUUCCACAAACCCGAGCCAGAACAUCCGUUCCAUCAGUGGCAGAUACCGUCGAAUGUACCGAAACCCAGCGAAGUUGAAAUUGAUUACGACUUUUAUAUUCGAAUGCGGCAACUGAGUGAAACGAGCGAGCGAGCAAAGAAAAUUCUUGACGGAAUCAUCCAAGAGCGGAAAAAGAGUUCAAUACAAUGCACUGUUCAGAUUGAACGCGAAGUAGGAGACGGGACGACCAUGUUCAUGCAUUACAUGAGAGCACGAGGAAUUCCAAAAUACGAACCUGCGUACCAAAAAUGCAUACUUGGUUACAUGUCUGAUCUAGCUUUCAUUGGCGUCGGAGCUAAGACAUUAGGCCUUAGAAGGUUUGGCGAGGGCGCUUCGGGCGCCUCAGCUCUGGGCAUGUCGUCUUCGCUUGAUCAUUCCAUAUUUUACUAUAGCGAUGAUUUUGAUUGCUCCGACUGGAUUCUUCACGUUAUUAAAUCGCCGCGCACGGGAUCGGGAAGGGGAGUUGUCCAGGGCCAGAUGUACGCUUCUGACGGGACACUGGUCGCGAUCACCACCCAAGAGGGUGUCAUACGCUCAGGAAUAACGGGUCCCGAACGUCCUCGGGAAACAAAGGCGAAGUUGUGAUAGAACUAUACUGCCUCUUCAUAUUUCCAUGACACGACAAUAUACUGUACCUAUCCAGGUUUAAUUCGUACUUGUGUCAGGCAUGUUAGAUAUCGAGUGUUGCAUCUUGAAC
This is a messenger RNA of Fomitiporia mediterranea MF3/22, 1093 nucleotides long. Its product is annotated as Thioesterase/thiol ester dehydrase-isomerase. The transcript is spliced from 9 exons. Bases 10 to 981 code for a protein of 323 amino acids. Gene Ontology annotation, molecular function: fatty acyl-CoA hydrolase activity. Lineage: Eukaryota; Fungi; Basidiomycota; Agaricomycetes; Hymenochaetales; Hymenochaetaceae. The record is from RefSeq and is a predicted model, not a curated record. Gene Ontology annotation, cellular component: peroxisomal matrix. Gene Ontology annotation, biological process: fatty acid catabolic process; acyl-CoA metabolic process.